Messenger RNA from Oppiella nova, 706 nucleotides. NCBI's taxonomy places the organism in Eukaryota, Metazoa, Arthropoda, Arachnida, Sarcoptiformes, Oppiidae. The record is from the annotation of a GenBank genome assembly.
AUACUAUGUCAUAGACUUAGACAUAAUGGCCGGGGUCAAUAGAAACGAGGGCUCAUUACUAGCUUUAGGAGGCUUUUCGCAACUACACCACAAUAUAACUGAUAAGGAUUUCGAUGAUAUGGUUAUAAAAACAAACACCUCGUACCACGGAUUAGAUUUGCAACAAAUCCGACAAUUUUAUCUCAAAGAUGUCAACAAAAAUCACUCAUCGGAUGAGUUAAGGCAAGCGUUUUACGCGUUUUUCGGUGACAUUCACGUCAAAUGUCCGACAUAUCUGACGGCCAAAAAUUAUGCGGCAAAAAGUAGUUCAAAAAAUGGUGUUUAUAUGUAUGAACUGACAUAUGAGUCGCAAUUCGCUAAAAUCAUGGGUUGCGAUGAGAAGACUAUGGGCAUCUGUCACGGAUCGGAACUGGAGUUUGUUUACGGACUUCCCCUAUGGGUCGACAAACUGUAUCCCAAAACUCAUACCCAACUGGACGUGGAUUUCAGUUUAUAUGUCAUGAAACUGUGGACUGAUUUCGCUAAAUACGGUAAACCGGACGCCCAAUGGCCACAAAUAUUUGAUAAGAGUUUAAUCAAUAUUAAAGACUUGAAUCCAACGAAUACGAGUCGAAUUGCAAUUGAAAUAGUGAUAAACCAAUUGAGUGAUGAUGACUGUCAGCACCCCUUACCACCAGUUCAUGGGUCAUGUACAGUAUCGAUUCAA